AUAAUUUUGAAGAAAAUGAUGUAUUUAAUAGUACUCCACCAAAAAAAAAAAUUAAAGGACCAAAAUGUUUUAAUAGUAAUUGGCUUAAUUGCUCUGAAUUUAAGGGAUGGUUGGAAUGUAUUCGUAAAAAUAUUUUCAAAGCUCGUUGUUCUGCUUGCCAGGAAUAUACUAAAAAUUGAAACUAUGUUAAAACAAGUGUAUGGAUCACUAUUUUCUGUGAGUUCUCGCCUUCUUCGAAGAAACACUGAAAGUUUGCUCCCAAAGCAACCUUUAACUAAUUUAGUAAUAAACAAAAGUUUACCUCAAAGUCUUGAACGAUGCAGAUUUUAUUCCAUGUUAUCUAGGAUAAAUAUGUCUGAUACUAGUUUAAAUCAAAAUAAAUUUAUUCUACCAGUGAACAUAUUGAGCAAUUUUAAUAUUCAACAAAACAGAAACUUAACAAAAUUUUCUCUUGGAAAAGGUAAAAGAAAGUCUGUCAAAGCUGUUGUUGAUCGUUUUUAUCGUUUGGCAUGGGGUAUAUGGAUUCGUACAAAAUGUGGACGUAAUAAAAAAAUGUGGAAAAAACCUGCAAGUAGAAAACGUAGGUUACGACAACAUGUAUUUUGUAACGCUAAACAAAGUACUUUAUUAGAUAAAAUGACUACAAAGUAUUGGAAAAAAAGAAGAUUCUACCCAGAUGAUCCUUAUGAACCUUAUCAUAGCAGAGAAGAAUUUCCGUUCACUAGAAAAAAACCUCUUCUUGAGUAAUAAUUAAGUCAUUUUUUGAGGUUUUUUGUAUAUUAAUAAAUAUAUAAUUGAGUUUAUUAAAAUAGUGAUCAUAUUUUUCUUUAUAAAACUAAAUUUUAAUUGCUCUAUUAAUGUAUCAAUGUACUAAAAGAAUAUUUUAUGAUUGAUUAAAAAUGGUAAUUAACUUAUUAAAAAAAACAUAUGAUUGAAUUGAUUA
Molecule: messenger RNA, 943 nt
Organism: Daktulosphaira vitifoliae (grape phylloxera)
Lineage: Eukaryota; Metazoa; Arthropoda; Insecta; Hemiptera; Phylloxeridae
Gene: mRpL35
Product: 39S ribosomal protein L35, mitochondrial
Exons: 6
Coding region: 16-747 (243 amino acids)
Biological process (GO): translation
Cellular component (GO): ribosome; mitochondrion
Molecular function (GO): structural constituent of ribosome
Source: RefSeq, a predicted model, not a curated record